CAUCUUUCUAUAUAAAUUCCAUAAUUUCCUAACCAUCCUUCCCUUCGUCCUCGUGGCACUGGCACCGUCCACUUCCUUCUUCUUUCAGAGGAUUCCUUCAAGAUUAGGCGUUCUUCUGGGAAGUCCAACAAGUUUUCGAAGAUGAAUCAUUGUAAUCUUCAGCAGAAUGCCGUCAUGCCCUACGAGGAGAUGAGGGGCUUGGUUUCGAUUUGUGAUCAGAAGGAUCCAGUUGUUUGCCCUAAGCCUCGACGGGUAGGAAUCCUGGCUAACAAUCCCAUUUGGCCGUUGAGGUUGCACAUGAGCCAAACUGCUGAGGUCUAUGAUUCCAAAGCUGGUGCCGAUCUUCUUGAUAUCAUCCUCAUGAAGGAGGGUUAUGGGACAGGGCAAUCUGUAAUGCCAGUAGCAUCAUCACCCCCAUUUUUUUCAGGGUCUCCUCCAAGCAGAGCUGCUAACCCAUUAGUACAGGAUGCUCGUUUUGGAGAUGAGAAACUCACCCCGUUGACAUUACCUCUUCCUUCCCCAUCAGGUUUACCAUCUCCCUCAUCAUCAGCAACCCCCCGAAAAGGUGGUUGUGUUAGGAUGAAGUUUGGCCUUAAGCCGGCCACGGUUAGAGUAGAAGGAUUUGAUUGCCUCAACAGCGAUCGCCAAAGUUCAAGUAUCCCUGCUGUGGCUUAGAACUCCCCAGUGGAAGUGUACAUAUGAUUCUAAAAGCCACCAUAAUUAAAUAUUCACAGCAAGUUUAACAACAAGGAGGGAAUUUUGAGUAUUUUUGCGGAGAGAUAAGAAAGGUCUGUUAGUACUAGUGUGUAUAUAUCAUGUGUUUUUGUCAGUGGUCUUAUUUGAUUGCUAAUAUCUUUGUAAGUAGUUUGAUUGGAGCAGAAAGAGAAAGGUGCCAACAUUGUGUUGUCUAGAAAAGGUUUGAACAUGGUAAGAUGCUCAAACCUUUUUGUUUUUUUGUAAUAUAAGAAGGUUUAAGUACUGAGUCUUUUGAAAUCUUUGGGGAUCACCAUGAAAUAUUCUGUAUAGUCUAUAGAGAACCCCCUCUUGGUGAUUUGAGUCUGUGGUCAUUCAGCCUGUAAAUGUAUUUUCGUAAUUGUCAAAUAUGUUCAUCUUGACGAGGAAAAUUGGCUCUUCGUUCGUGUUCA
Molecule: messenger RNA, 1145 nt
Organism: Carica papaya (papaya)
Lineage: Eukaryota; Viridiplantae; Streptophyta; Magnoliopsida; Brassicales; Caricaceae
Source: RefSeq, a predicted model, not a curated record